AAUGAACGAAAAUAAUGCUGAUCUGUAUGUUGUUUCUUUGAAGGGAAAAAAAUUAAUCUAUUGAUUUUACCUUGACUUUUGACCCUGGUAAUAAGUUUUGGCUUUCCUGAAUCGAACAUCUGCGACUUUAAAGCAGUGGUGAAAUGUCUGGCAUACGGUUUAUUUUCCAUAUUGAAAAGGUAAUAAGAACUUGGUGCUCGGUGUGAAACUGUGUCCAAAGAAUUAUUCCUCUUCAACCGCCUGCAUAAGAUGAUUGUGAAGAUGAGUCGAAAUGUCUUUCCUGAAAGGCUUAACUGAAAAUGUAGCUGAACAAUUGAAGGCAGUGGAACGUUUGCGCCAUUGGCUUUUGGAGAAUCUACUUACAGAAUCCUCAACUGAGGAAGAUAUUGGUUUGCUUUCUCCGGAAAACUGCAGCUUUUCCAUUCAAGCAAAGAAUGCCAGCUGCCCAAGCCUAACAGUUGAUAUUAACUCACCAUUUCCUUUGAUACCAAGAGUAAGAAUUUCAAUCGUGUUCAUGGCGUAUUGGCCUUUUCAUACGCCUUGAUGACUAAGCAGCUUAUUUACGCUAUGGGAUGGAAUGAAUUUUUGCUUUGCCUUUAUUACUUGUAAUGUUUACGUAACCAUCAAUCCAACAGGAACCAGGUAAUUACUGGAGAAUAGAAUUAGAGUUCGUGCACGUAAAUUGGUCCUUAUUGUGUUUCCGUUCGAGAAAAACAGGUUACUUGGUGUUUGUCUUUCUUGAUAAGAAUUCAGCAUAAUGGAGUUGUAAUCUCUACUUCAUCAUCUAUCUGAGGAUCAAUAAAUCCAUCCAUUCACCAUCUCCAGGUCUCCUGGAGAUAUUGAAGAUAAAAUAAUGAAAGCAAAGAAUUGCUAGGAUCAAAUUUAAAAUAAAGUUCAACUAAAGCUAAACAGAGAUGGCAAAUUUAGGGUUGUUGAAGUAUAUGAUAGUAUCUGGGGAUAAAAACCAAGUGCCUAGACAUAACUUCAUAACUUGGCUGUGUUUCAGGAAAAGAUUGGUUACCAUGGAUAGAUUGGUGAAGCGGGGAGUUAUAUCUGUACACACUUGUGAAUUUUGUCAAAGUUGCCCUGAAUCUAUUCCUCAUAUAUUUCUUGCUUGUCACUUCUCUAAGGAAGUUUGGAAUACUGUUCUCAGCUUGUGGUAUCAGAAUAAGUGCCUUCUCUUGGCAAUGAGAAAUCUCCUGGUUCUGUCAAAAAGCCAGGGGAAAAUCACUUCUCAGAAGAAUGAGAAGAUCUGCUUUUGUUUCAGCUAUCUACUCCUUAUGGCAGGCUAGGAAUAUGAUUUAUUUUCAACAGAAAAGAGUUCAACCUGUAGAAGUAUUCUAUAAAAUAAGGGAGAGUAUCAUGUAUAGGUUCUGGGAUGAGAGAUAUAGUGAUUCUAGUGCAGCAAUUCUUUUAAUCACUAGUAUUAUACAGCAGAAGGAUCUCGGUCUCUCUCGGUUGAGUUCACCAUCACCAUCAGUUUAUGUUCUCAAAUGCAAGAAAUCAAUUUUCAAAAGAAUAGUAGCAGUCGUGUCCCCUCAGCAAUCAGAGCGCAAGCCUGCCACCACUGGCUCUGUGAAGAAUGCAAUGACAACGACAGAGAAAAUCUUGGCCAGGGCAUCUGAGAAGCCUCAGUUGGGCCCAGGUGAGAAUGUUUGGGUAAACGUUGAUAUCUUGAUGACCCAUGAUGUUUGUGGCCCAGGUUCUUUUGCAAUAUUCAAGAGAGAGUUUGGAGAGAAUGCUAAGGUUUGGGACCAUGAGAAAGUUGUGGUCAUACCAGAUCAUUAUAUAUUCACAGCUGAUAAACUUGCUAACCGAAAUGUGGAUAUAUUGAGGGAAUUCUGCCUGGAACAAAAUAUAAAGCACUUCUAUGAUAUCAAGGAUAUUAGUAACUUCAAGGCUAAUUCAGAUUACAAAGGGGUAUGCCAUAUUGCACUCGCCCAAGAAGGUCACUGUAGGCCAGGAGAGGUUCUGUUAGGGACAGAUUCUCACACAUGCACUGCUGGAGCAUUUGGCCAAUUUGCUACUGGAAUUGGUAUCACUGAUGCAGGUUUUGUUUUGGGCACAGGAAAGCUCCUGCUCAAGGUGCCACCAACUCUGAGAUUUGUAAUAGACGGAGAAAUGCCUGAUUAUUUGCUUGCAAAAGACUUGAUUUUGCAAAGUUUAAGCAUGGAAGAGCGGAUGACAUUAUGUAACAUGGUUAUUGAAGCUGGAGGAAAGAAUGGGGUCAUCCCUGCUGAUAGCACUACAUUCAAGUAUCUUGAGGAUAAGACAUCUGUUCCCUAUGAACCAGUUUACAGUGAUGAGCAAGCAAGAUUCCUUUCAGAGUACAGAUUUGAUAUCUCAAAAUUGGAACCCUUGGUCGCAAAGCCUCAUUCUCCAGACAAUCGUGCUUUAGCAAGAGAAUGCAAAGAUGUGAAAAUUGACAGGGUCUACAUUGGAUCCUGUACUGGUGGAAAAACAGAAGAUUUUACGGCUGCAGCAAAAGUUUUUCUUGCUUCAGGUAAAAAGGUCAAGGUUCCCACUUUUCUUGUCCCUGCAACCCAGAAGGUUUGGAUGGAUGUAUAUAGCAUCCCAGUACCAGGAUCUGGUGGCAAAACUUGCUCACGGAUAUUCGAAGAAGCUGGUUGCGACACGCCGGCAAGUCCUGGCUGCAGCGCUUGUAUGGGAGGCCCUAGAGACACCUAUGCACGCAUGAAUGAACCAAUGGUUUGUGUCUCAACAACCAACAGAAACUUCCCCGGUCGGAUGGGACACAAAGAAGGUCAAAUAUAUCUUGCUUCUCCGUAUACAGCAGCAGCAUCUGCUUUGACUGGUUAUGUCACUGAUCCAAGAGAGUUCUUGCAGUAGGCUAUUGUUGCUGUUUACUCUUCAUCAUGGUAGAGCCAAUAUGGAUAUCUGAGUCUGUUGUCUGAUCAUUUCACUAUUAUGUUGGUACUGUGUAUGCAAUAAAUCAACUUCUAAUUUGUCUGCCUGCAUGGCCCUUGUAAAUUUCCUUCUUGGGUUGGUAGAUUUGGGUCCAUAUAAAAGAUUGGGAGGAAAAAGAAAAGAAAAAGAGAAAAAGGUCAUCUUCUAUGUCUGUAUGUCUAGCAUGCUUAACAACAAUCUAGUAUUGUAGUAUAAUGAUUCCAUGAAAUGUUUCAGAAUUGUGCAACUGUAAA
Messenger RNA from Ricinus communis (castor bean), 3161 nucleotides. RefSeq names its product 3-isopropylmalate dehydratase large subunit, chloroplastic. The transcript is spliced from 15 exons. Lineage: Eukaryota; Viridiplantae; Streptophyta; Magnoliopsida; Malpighiales; Euphorbiaceae. Bases 1243 to 2850 code for a protein of 535 amino acids. Gene Ontology annotation, biological process: amino acid biosynthetic process. Gene Ontology annotation, molecular function: 4 iron, 4 sulfur cluster binding; 3-isopropylmalate dehydratase activity. The record is from RefSeq and is a predicted model, not a curated record.